UUAGGGGGGCGGGAACACCAGUUGCAAUCAAUAACACCCAGUAGGCAAAGAAAACCCCCCUUGAGAAAACAAAACACGCAAAUGCAAAAACGGUGUUCCAAAAACUCAUUAGUUAAAGGAGUGAAAGAAAAAGUUGGCCCAGACAAACUCAAGUGCCGAAAUGUUUUGGCCGUAGCGCAUUUCCGCAUUCCACUGCUGUCCUUGGUCGGCGCCCACCCACCCACUGACACUCCCCCCUUUUUGUUUGGGGAUAGGCCUCCUUUCGGACCGACCAUUUUAUUGCACUUUGCGUGACCUUAACCAUUUGGAGCGGUCCGUGUCAUGACACGGUUCUAUAUGUACGCAAGACGUUAUCUAACUGGAACUGGAAUUCACUUAGUUAAAUUAGCAGCCAGGGAUGCCCUGGAUUAAGUUUAGUUACGACUUGGGUGGGUUCUGGCUAAUACCUAUAUGUAUUUGAGAGCUUGAACUCUGCUGACCCGCAAGGGGAUUCCAUGGUUUGCUAGCCCUGGUCUAGACUCCUUGUUUGGACAGUUGGAAAAGCUGCCGCAUUUCCAUUUAAGGCUCCAACACGUACGACACGCGCUUCGUCGCCGUUAGAACGACCUUAUAUACACAUACGCAACGAUGUCGGUGGCCGGUCUUCGUCAAUGUCUGCUGCUCUGGAGCGUCGACUACUGGAACUUGGAAGUCAUGGCUGAAAAUGUCUUCAAGUCGCACGAUAUCGGGCUGCGGGCGCAGAAGAAAAUCCUCUCACGCAUGGCCACCAAAAACAUCGCGAAGACCUUUAUCGAUGGGACGACGGCCUCGCUGCUGGACAACCUGUACAGGCUGUGCAAGAUGCACACCGGAAACAAGGCCAAGGCGGAGAAGUUGAUCAAGAACAUCAUCAAAAUCGUGAUCAAGAUCGGUGUUCUCCACCGGAACAAUCAGUUCAGCGAGGAGGAGCUGCAAAAGGCGGAGAACUUUAAGAGAAAGUUUCAGAACACCCAGCUCUCCAUCAUAUCAUUCUACGAGGUGGACUUCACCUUCGACCUGGCCUACCUGCAAAAGUCAAUAGCCGAUUCGCAAGUGGCGCUGAAGUCGAUUGUGCAGCCGCAUCUCACAGAGAAAUCGCUGGGCCGCAUCGACGAGGUGUUCGAUUUCUUCGGGGAGGAGACGCUGCUGGAAACGGCUUUCCGAUCGGACUCCCCCUAUCGCGAGGUGAUGGGAAAGAUUGUGGCAGACAUAAAUGCUGCGAUGGAAACGGGCGACAUCUGAGGAGUACCGGCAACCGAACUGAGCUGUCAUUGCGUGCUAUGAAAGAAAGGCUAUCAUCAAAACCAAAAAGCCGACAGUAGCUAGUUGCGAAUGGAAAAUGCUUGCUUAAAAGCCCACCCACCAACACCAAAUUACAAAGUCUAGAUAUAGAUAUGAAACAGCAGCGACAGUAAGGGAAUGGCUGGGAAUGAAGGGAAAAAAGACAUGUGUUUAAACAAGAGUUUAAUUUAGUUUAACUAGUGAUAUACCAUUGACAACAAUAUCAAAAGUGUAAAGACGUCCGUAUUGAUUAUUUUGAUGACAACGUUAACAUUUGUGUACUCAAGGUCUAUAUAGUAAUAAUUAGGAGAAACCAAAUGCAUUUCGCCAAAGGAAUUAACCAAACGGAAAUUGUAAACUCGAGCAAAAUGCUUUUAUCGGUGUGUAAGUCGUUGAUCGUAUGCGUGCGUGUAACUUUAUAUGUGUAAGUCUAAGUGUUAAAUGGAAAAUACUUCAGCACAUAAGCAAUUAUUCGUGGUCUAAUUUUUGAUACUCUUAAAACUCGCUGUAUCCAAUCGCAAUUACCUGUAUAUGUACCCCACAAACACCGUCUUAGUCAGACCCCUACGUACUUAACUGAUCGUUGCUGAUCGGAAUCACCUAAAUCACCUGUAAGCAUUAGUCCAUGCUAAGUUGUUUAUUCUAAGUUGUCACCAUAACCUGUUUACACCGCGACUUCUUUUGUCUGAGAGUCUGGUUCGCACAUUAAUUUGUAUUUCUAUAUGUAUUCCAAGCCUCAAAGGGGUCAGUAACCUUAAGCAUUAUUUAUGAUACUCCCACAAUGAUAUUCCAACAGCCCGAAACAUAUCGAAACUAUCUGAAAUCAAACAACGCUAAAGGGGACAAUAAGUUGUUCGAAUUUUUCAAUAACUUCUGGAUCGAUAUUUCAAGCGGAGGAAGCACAAUUUUAGUCGUUUAGAUUUUAAAUAUUUAUUUGUUUACCAACAUAACAAUGUUGACUAUAAAAAUAAAAGCAACAAUUACCAAAAA
Molecule: messenger RNA, 2289 nt
Organism: Drosophila gunungcola (fruit fly)
Lineage: Eukaryota; Metazoa; Arthropoda; Insecta; Diptera; Drosophilidae
Gene: sigmar
Product: tumor necrosis factor alpha-induced protein 8-like protein
Exons: 4
Coding region: 628-1260 (210 amino acids)
Biological process (GO): regulation of apoptotic process
Cellular component (GO): cytoplasm
Source: RefSeq, a predicted model, not a curated record